AUGCUCCGGCUCUGGCUGGGGCUCCUCGGGUCGAAGCUGCUGCUCUGGGGCGCAGCGAGCGCGGUGUCCCUGGCCGGCGCCACCCUCUUCCUCAGCCUCUUGCAGAUGGUGGCGAGCUAUGCGCGGAAAUGGCAGCAGAUGAGACCUAUUCCCACGGUCGCCCGCGCCUACCCCUUGGUGGGACACGCGCUGGUGAUGAAGCCAAAUGGGAGCGAUUUUUUUCAGCAGCUCAUUCAGUACACAGAAGAAUACCGACAUCAGCCACUGCUUAAACUCUGGAUUGGGCCGGUGCCAAUGGUGGCCUUGUAUAGUGCAGAAAACGUGGAGGUAAUUUUAACCAGUUCAAAGCAAAUUGACAAAUCCUUUAUGUACAAGUUCCUAGAGCCAUGGCUUGGCCUUGGGCUCCUCACAAGUACUGGAAACAAAUGGCGUUCCAGGAGAAAAAUGUUGACACCCACUUUCCAUUUUACAAUUCUGGAAGAUUUCUUGGAUGUUAUGAAUGAACAAGCAAAUAUAUUGGUUGAUAAGCUUGAAAAACAUGUUAACCAAGAAGCGUUUGACUGCUUUUUUUACAUCACUCUUUGUGUUUUAGAUAUAAUCUGUGAAACAGCCAUGGGGAAGAAUAUUGGUGCUCAAAGCAAUGAUGAUUCCGAAUAUGUCCGUGCAGUUUAUAGGAUGAGUGAUAUGAUACAUCGGAGAAUGAAGAUGCCCUGGCUUUGGCUUGACUGUUGGUACCUUAUGAUUAAAGAAGGAUGGGAACACAAAAGGAGACUGAAGAUCCUACAUACUUUCACCAACAAUGUCAUUGCUGAGCGGACCAAUGAAAUGAUGGCAGAGGAAGAAUGUAGAAGUAUGAACAGGGACCCUGCUCCCUCCAAAAAUAAACGCAAGGCUUUUCUCCACCUGCUUUUAAGUGUGACUGAUGACAAAGGGAACAAGCUAAGUCAAGAAGAUAUUCGAGAAGAAGUUGACACCUUCAUGUUUGAGGGUCAUGAUACAACUGCAGCUGCUAUUAACUACUCCUUAUACCUGCUGGGUUGUUAUCCAGAAGUCCAGCAAAAAGUGGACAAUGAACUGGACGAAGUGUUUGGGAAGUCUGAUCGCCACGCUACCUUGGAAGAUCUGAAGAAGCUAAAAUACCUCGAGUGUGUCAUUAAGGAGACUCUUCGUCUUUUUCCUUCUGUCCCUUUUUUUGCCCGGAGUCUUAGUGAAGAUUGUGAAUUGGCGGGUUUCAGAGUAGUGAAAGGCACUGAAGCAGUCAUCAUCCCAUAUGCAUUGCAUAGAGAUCCCAAGCACUUCCCAGAUCCCGAGGAAUUCCAGCCAGAACGGUUCUUUCCUGAGAAUGCCCAAGGACGUCAUCCAUAUGCUUAUGUGCCCUUCUCUGCUGGACCCAGAAACUGUAUAGGUCAAAAGUUUGCAGUGAUGGAAGAAAAGACCAUUCUUUCCUGUAUCCUGAGACAUUUUUGGGUAGAAUCCAACCAGAAGAGAGAAGAACUUUGCCUGGCAGGAGAGUUGAUUCUUCGGCCAACAAAAGGCAUCUGGAUCAAGUUGAAAAGGAGAAAUGCAGAGAAAUCCUGACUGCGUUCUCAUGCUGAGCUAAUGCCAUGAAAAAGCUCGUUGCAUAGGAGAACCUCGGAGUUCACAACUUAUAGAUCGUGUGCUUUGUACUCAGAAUCCCCAGACCUAAUGU
This is a messenger RNA of Castor canadensis (American beaver), 1690 nucleotides long. It is a transcript of the gene Cyp4v2, whose product is annotated as cytochrome P450 family 4 subfamily V member 2. Gene Ontology annotation, molecular function: iron ion binding; heme binding; oxidoreductase activity, acting on paired donors, with incorporation or reduction of molecular oxygen. The record is from RefSeq and is a predicted model, not a curated record. Lineage: Eukaryota; Metazoa; Chordata; Mammalia; Rodentia; Castoridae.